Messenger RNA from Fusarium venenatum, 546 nucleotides. RefSeq lists its product as uncharacterized. The record is from RefSeq and is a predicted model, not a curated record. NCBI's taxonomy places the organism in Eukaryota, Fungi, Ascomycota, Sordariomycetes, Hypocreales, Nectriaceae.
AUGGCGUUGAGACUCACUUUCUUACUCAUGCUCGUUACUCAAACUUUAUCCCAACGUGUCAGGAUAUUCGAUCAAAUCCCUCAAGAUGUAAACCAAUGCAUCAAACCAUGUCUCUUCCGCCCCAACAACGCAAACACCGACGUCGGCGGUGUGCUAGACUGCGAUACACCCUAUAAGCAAGAUUGCUACUGCGCAACCAAUAGCGAUAGAGCGAAGCUCGUCAGUGAACAUAUCGACACUUGUGCCCAAGCAAGUUGCUCAGCAGGAAUCAAGUCCCAAGAUGCGUCAUCUAUGAGAUCAUAUUAUGCCUCUUACUGUAUGGAAAAUGGAUACACGGCUGAUGUGAUGACAGAGUGGUACACAGGCACUGUCAUUGAGGAGGCUACCGGGACUGAUAAGAAUGUUUGGGGAUGGAGUACAGCGACAGGUAAUAGCAGAAGUGAUGUGUUUGACGACGAGAAAGAAGAUGGUGGCGCCAUUGUGAGGGCUGUUGAUUUGCUGUUCUUGGGAGUCCCUCUGUUUGCGACACUGUUUCAAUUGGCUUAG